AUGUUGCAAGAAUUUAUAUCUUGUGUGGUAAAUAAAUUUGUGUUAAGUAGUUUCCAAAGAAUGCUAUUAGAAGGCUAAUAAGUUUUUGUUUUUGUUUUUAAUCAUUUUGUUUCCGUGUCAAUCAUCUUUUAUUUUUAUAAUUUGUAUUAAUUUUUUUAUACAUAGUAUUGUCAUUUCUCAUUUCAGUUCAUUUUUUAUUUCAGUUUCUUCCUGGUUUACAGUACACCACAUGUUGGAUAAUGUAAAAUUUACACAAAUCAUAGAUAGGUUGGUUUCAGUUCUAUAUCAUUAAUGUAUUUUUUGUUUAGUUUUUAGUAACAAUCAUAAAGUUUUUCUUUUGCUUAUUUUUUGUCUGUUCUAAUAAGAAUCCUUAUAAUGGUGUUAAUGAGUUUCUUAAAAAUAUUAUAUGUAACAUUGACGUAUAAUCAAAGAAUAUUAAAAAAGAGAAGAGAGUACCAAUAUAUUAUGCAUGCAAUAAGAAAUUCAUUUAUUCAAGUAAAAUGUGAUUUAAGCAUGCUAGUAUGUGCAUGUGUAUAUUCUCUAUAUUUAAAAUGUCUUUGUGUAAUUUUUGAGAUUGUUUUAUUACACAUUAUAAUAUUAUAGCAUUAUAUUAAUAUUCAUAAUUAUGUACUCAAUAUUAAUACUCAGUAUUAUAUAUGAUACUCAAAUUAUCAAUCACAUGUACAUACCACGUAAAUUAUUACAAUUAAUGUUUCAUGUAAAUUUUAGUUACUAAUCACUAAAAAUAAUGUCAUUUUAAUAUUUAAUUUAUUUUAUUAAUUAUUUGCAUUAUAUCUUUGUCUGAUUUAUAAAUCAAUUGUCCAAUUGCACAAUUCAGUCCUGUACUGUAGAUUUUGUUUGUUUAUAUCCUAUGCAUUAUGAAACAAACAUAUUAAAUAUUACAUAUUAAAAUAUUAUAUAUACAGGUACCUGAAAAAUGUAUUUCCAAAAGUAGAAGAAACUAUGUUGCUUGAUAUUUUGGAACAAAGUGAUAACAAUGUUCAAAAAGCUUCUGAAAAAUUAAUCGAUUUGGGUUAUGAAAAAAGAAAUCCUACAGCUCCUAAAUCAUUAAAAAAAAAAGAAGAGGAACAAUGAAAAUACGAUUAAUGGAAAAGUAUAAAUCAGUGCCAGAAAGAGUAAUAAUGCUUGCUAUGGAUAGUGUUGACUAUGAUGAGGAAAGAGCAAUACACAUAUUAGAUAUCAUGGUUACAGAAGAAGCUACAAGACCUUUGUGUACAUCAAGUAGUCAAAGUAGUAGAAGCGAUGAAAGAAAAGACAGUCCACCUAUAACUGAAGCUGUAAAAUUAACUGCUUCACCAAUUAAGAAAGUAGUUAAGGAUGCAGAUUCUGAAAAAUCUAAACGGUCAAAAACUAAAAUAGAAAUUCCAAAAGUUUCUCGAGGAACCAGUACUACAGAAGACAAUGAAUACAAGUCUCCAUAUCUGAUAAAACCAGUUGGACCAAACCCUGAUUUACCAAAAGGAGCUAGUAAUGACUUACUUUUGCCUGAUUAUGCACCAUGGUCAGGGCCAGAUCCAAAUUUAUUAACUAAAGAGAUGUAUAACAAAACAAUAGCUAAUGGACAUGAUGCAAGUUUGCUUUUUGGGAAUCGUUAUGUUGCCAAAGGACCUAAUCCAGAAUUAAGGAAAGGUCCAUUGAGAGAAUUAACUCAAGGUUCUAUAUAUUCUCAAAGAAAUGUUUCGAAUACGGAAAGUCGCGGCAAAUGAAAUAUGUGUAAUUGUUUUUUUGUUAAUUUUUAUGUUUGCUAAAUUAGUACACGUUUGUUUUACUUGAAUAGUUUCUUUAAUUUAAUAUCUUCAUAUAAAUUAUAGAAAUUCAUAAACGUUCAUUAUUUGAAGUAUUGGCUUUUUUAUUCUUUUAUAUGCAGUAAAAUUACUUUCAACAGUAAUAUUAAUUCAAAUAAACAAAUUAUUGUUAUAUGUUAUUAGAUCCAAAUUUUUGUGUUGUAUGUUUGUAUUAAAACUAUAUUAAUAUAGAUAUUAGUUUAUUUUGUUUAAUUAAAAUUUUAUUUUUUAUGUUCAUUAUUAAUUUUUUAUGUUCACUACUAAUGUAUACUGAGAGUAACCAGUAAAUUGUUUAUAAGGUAGUAAAGAAGAUGUAUUCAUGAAAGAAUAUGUAAAGGAGUGUUCAAAUUGACUUAAACAUAUAUUUUAAAUGAUUUAAAAAAUACAUCAUCUUGAUAUUCUAGCAUGCAUUAUCAAUUUGGAAAAAAAUCACAAUGCUUCCAUUUAUGACAUAUCUUGACACAUAUUUAUUUAUAAAUGUUAUACAUACUUAAAUAUUAUUUUAAUUCAUCCAUAUAUUAUCUCCGCAACUAUUUAUUAUUCCAAGAAAAUGUUGGAAAUAAAAUUUGUUUUGUUUCGAGGAGGAGAUCUUAUGAUAAUCACUAGAUUUGAUUAGAUUGAAAGGUAAAAAGAUUUCGAAAGUCUCGAAGUUACAUCUAUUUUUUAAUGUAGAUAUUUUAAAAUGGAAUCAUACAUUUUUUUAUGAAAUAAUCGAUAUAGCUUGAUAUUGUCUGUAAAAAAAUAUUAAUCUAUAUAUGUCAAAAAUUAAUUCAAGAGAUAUUUUAACCUUAAUUCUGUAGAACCUAUUACAUGAAAAACAAGAGAGGAAUACAUAUUCAUUGUCUUUCAUGCAUAGAUUUUAUA
This is a messenger RNA of Heterotrigona itama, 2669 nucleotides long. The record is from the annotation of a GenBank genome assembly. NCBI's taxonomy places the organism in Eukaryota, Metazoa, Arthropoda, Insecta, Hymenoptera, Apidae.